ACCUGUUUGGAGGUAAGGUUACCUCCCUUCCACACCUCCCACCUCCUUGGAGGCAAGAGCAACAACAGUGAGACACAGAAAAAGGAUACAGAAGGGCUUAGGAGCUGGGACAACCAGCUCCCGGAGAGCUGCAAGUGUUUAAGGGAGCCAGGAAGACCUGUGAAGAUGGGAACCACACAAGAGGCAGGAGAGAAGACAUUAGAUCUUGGGGCCAUGGAGGAUGCCGAAUCCCGGAAGCCAGCAGGAUCCCUGAGAUUUGGGGAACUGGAGCUGAGGGAGGAGUGGCAGGAUGAAGACUUCCCCAGAUUUCUUCCUGAAGAAGCAGAUCCCUCUGAAGAUCCUGACAAUCCUGAGAGAGAUUCACAGGCAGGUACUCCCAGCACUUUAGCCCUGUGUGGCCCACGCCCCAUGCGUAAACGUCUUUCUGCCCCAGAGUUGAGACUGAAUCUGACUAAGGGGACUGGAGGCGAUGGAACUUGUCCCACUCACUCCGUACCUUCCUCUCCUGAUGGCAGUUCUGACCUGGAAGUGGAUGAAUUGGAGACACCUUCAGACUCGGAGCAGCUGGACAGUGGACAUGAAUUUGAAUGGGAAGAUGACCUACCCCGGGCAGAGGGGCUGGGGGCCAGUGAGGCAGUGGAAAGGCUGGGCCGGGCUUGUAUGCGGGAUGUGGCUGGAGAAGAUGGUCGUCACUGGAGGGUGUUCCGAACAGGACAGAGGGAGCAGCGAGUGGACAUGACUGUCAUUGAACACUAUAAGAAAGUCCUCUCUCAUGGAGGUUACCAUGGUGAGGGCCUCAAUGCUGUCAUCGUCUUUGCUUCCUGUUACCUCCCCAGCAGCAGCAUCCCCAACUAUACCUAUGUCAUGGAGCACCUUUUCAGGUAUAUGGUGGGAACUCUGGAGCUUCUGGUAGCUGAAAAUUACCUGCUCGUGCACUUGAGUGGAGGCACAAGUAGGGCCCAGGUCCCGCCUCUGGGCUGGAUGCGCCAGUGUUACCACACUCUGGACCGGCGGCUCCGGAAAAACCUGCGUGCCCUGGUGGUUGUCCAUGCCACGUGGUAUGUGAAGGCAUUCCUGGCACUGCUUCGGCCCUUCAUCAGUUCCAAGUUUACACGAAAGAUCCGUUUUCUGAACAGCCUGGGAGAGCUGGCCCAACUCAUCUCCUUGGAUCAGGUUCACAUUCCUGAAGCUGUCAGACAGCUGGACCGUCUCCAUGGCUCAGGAGGGACAUAGCAGGCCUUAGAACCAAGCAAAAGAAACUGAUCUGCCUGGACCCUAACCCUGAAACAUCUGGGCUCUUCCCUAAAGUAAAGCAUCCUCCACCCCAGUACCACCAGACCUUCACAUCUCACUGGGGUUUCAUUCCUCUCAUGACCUUGCCUUCAAAGCAGGACUCCAACGGUCCAGAAGGUGACCUGCAGGCUGACCAGCAUCUCAGCUGUAGGGGCACAUGUAGUGGCAUCUUGUGUGGGAGAGGGCCAGGCUAUGGCUCUCAGUCCUGCUUCAGCCUCAGCCCUUUGGCCCAGAUACCUGCAUCUCUGAGUGUCAUUGUCCUCCCCUGUGAAUGAAGGUGCCCAGACCCUCUUGCCCUGGGGCACUCUACCAGUCUGUGAAACUCCGCCAGAGGGGAGGGGAGGGCAGGGCUCGACUGACCGCAGCCAGCCUGUCGUUUGGGAACCAAGACUCACUCCCUAAAUCUUGGAAGAGCUGCCCUUUCCUUCUCUGUCACGUCUGCUAGCGUGAACCUGGGAAGGGAUGCUUUUCAAACUUGUCCUUUUGUCCUCUUUAGCAAAUUCAGAUCUAUAGCGGUUAAUAAACUGCCCUGCUCGAUUUCA
Molecule: messenger RNA, 1835 nt
Organism: Nyctereutes procyonoides (raccoon dog)
Lineage: Eukaryota; Metazoa; Chordata; Mammalia; Carnivora; Canidae
Gene: BNIPL
Product: BCL2 interacting protein like
Biological process (GO): apoptotic process
Cellular component (GO): cytoplasm
Source: RefSeq, a predicted model, not a curated record